Molecule: messenger RNA, 1218 nt
Organism: Sclerotinia sclerotiorum 1980 UF-70
Lineage: Eukaryota; Fungi; Ascomycota; Leotiomycetes; Helotiales; Sclerotiniaceae
Exons: 1
Coding region: 1-1218 (405 amino acids)
Molecular function (GO): peroxidase activity
Source: RefSeq, a predicted model, not a curated record
AUGGCUGAGGCUGUUACAGCUUUUCCAUUCGUUGCCAAUUUGCCUGGUGUUGAUUCUAGUCUGCUGCGCGCAAACAAACGUCAGCAACCAAGCCCCGGUUCCUGUCCAUUCAACGCAGAUCAUGUCGCCGCUCCAGGCAUCUCAGCCUCUUAUUCAUACAACGGAGCCAAGAAUGGUCUUCCAGGUAAAGGGAUUGGUGGUUAUCAAGUUCCAGCACCAGGAGACACUGAUCACCAAUUUAUCGCACCGAAGUCCACAGAUAUUCGUGGACCAUGUCCCGGUUUAAACGCUGCCGCCAAUCACAAUUUCCUUGCUCGAGAUGGCAUUACCACAUAUAAUGAGCUUGUUGAUGCUCAACAAAAUUUGUAUAACGUCGGUUAUGACUUGGCGAAUCUUCUUGCUGUUCUCGGCCUUACAUUAUCAGAUGGUGAUAUUGUUACCGAGAAACUGUCCAUUGGAUGUGAUGCUACCUCACGGACAUCUUAUUCUCCAGUUUUGACUGGAUCAGAACCAGGUUUGGAUGGACACAACAAAUUUGAGUCUGAUACAUCUCUCACGCGCAAUGAUUAUUUCCUUGGCGAUGGCGAUAAUUACUCAUUCAACGGAACACUUUUCGGAAUGAUGACCGAGACUACUGGUGGAACUUAUGAUCGUGACGGAUUGGCUCUAUACCGAAGCCAGCGUUACCAACAAUCCCUCCGAGACAACCCAAACUUCUAUUUUGGUCCUCUGACCCUCCUCCUCUUCGGUGCUUCCUCUUUCCUCUAUGAGUUAAUGCCAUCUGGAACCAAAAACUACGUCCCAGACUAUGAAACCAUCUCCUCAUUCUUCGGAGCCGUAAAAAAUGCAGAUGGUUCCUAUUCCUUCAACGGCGGGGAAAAGAUCCCAGCUAACUGGACCAAUCGCGUAACGCCAUAUACAACCGUCGACGUCGCUGUAGAAAUUCUCGCCCAAUAUCUCCAAUAUCCCGUUCUCUUCGGUGGUGCCACCGGAAAUGGUGGAUUUGACGUUCUUAAUUUUGGAUUUAUUAAAAAUGGAACAUUGAUUGCGCCACCGGAAGCUUCGCAGACUUCUUGCUUGCUCUAUCAGCUUGCUACGCAGAGUAUUCCUUCUUCGUUGAAUAGUAUUCUUACUCCGACUGUUAAUACGCUUGCGUUUGUUCUUAAGAAGUUGAAUCCUUUGUUUGGGAAUUUGGGUUGUCCGAUUGCUCUUACGUAG